AAUACUCCAAUCCAAUUAGCACCGUCAAGUAUAUGAGUAGAAGAUAGAAACUAAAAGCAUUACACACACUCACUCACCUCCAGAUCUCCAACUACACUCACCGUAAACCCUAAUCUACACGCACAUGAACGCUUUCUUCUCCGAUUAAUUCUAUCUCUUCAAUUAUGGGCCACAUAAACCUGCCGGCAUCCAAGCGGAACGCGCGGCAGUGGCGUCUCCUCGACCUCGUCACCGCCGGUUUUUUCGCCGCCGUCGUCAUCUUCUUCCUGCUCGUCUUCACGCCGCUCGGCGACUCGCUCGCCGCCUCCGGCCGUGAAUCGCUGCUCAGCUCCUCCGCCGAUCCCAAGCAGCGCCACCGACUGACUGCGCUAGUGCAAGCCGGGGAACACAAGGUGGAGUAUUGCACGGCGGAGGCGGUGGAUCAUAUGCCGUGUGAGGAUCCGAGGAGGAACAGUCAGUUGAGUAGAGAAAUGAACUUUUAUCGGGAGCGGCAUUGUCCGGCGCCGGAGGAGACUGCGUUGUGCUUGAUUCCGCCUCCCCACGGCUAUCGUGUGCCUGUCCCCUGGCCUGAUAGCUUGCACAAGAUAUGGCAUGAGAAUAUGCCGUACAAUAAGUUAGCUGACCGGAAAGGGCAUCAAGGAUGGAUGAAAAAGGAAGGCCCGUACUUCAUCUUUCCUGGUGGGGGCACUAUGUUUCCAGAUGGAGCAGUACAAUAUAUCGAUAAACUUAAGCAGUAUAUACCAAUUGCUGGUGGAGUUCUUAGAACUGCUCUUGAUAUGGGCUGUGGGGUUGCCAGUUUCGGGGGUUAUUUGCUUUCUGAAGACAUUUUAGCACUCUCUUUCGCGCCUAGAGAUUCACACAAAGCUCAAAUACAGUUCGCUUUAGAAAGAGGAGUUCCAGCAUUUGUAGCCAUGCUUGGCACUCGCAGGCUUCCGUUUCCUGCCUUUUCAUUUGACUUGAUGCAUUGUUCUCGCUGCUUAAUUCCUUUUACGGCAUAUAAUGCGACAUAUUUCAUGGAGGUUGAUCGCUUGCUUCGCCCGGGAGGGUACCUUGUCAUCUCUGGCCCCCCUGUACAGUGGCCUAAACAAGAUAAGGAAUGGGCUGAUCUUCAAGCUGUAGCCAGAGCAUUAUGUUAUGAGCUUAUCGUUGUGGAUGGCAAUACAGUUAUAUGGAAAAAGCCUAAUGGAGAUUCAUGCCUACCAAACCAGAAUGAAUUUGGGCUCGAAUUGUGUGAGGAGUCCGACGACCCAAGUUCUGCAUGGUACUUUAAACUAAAGAAAUGUGUGAGCCGUAUGUCUUUUUUCAAUGGAGAUUUUUCUGUUGGAACAAUUCCAAAGUGGCCUGAGAGGCUCAGUAAAGCUCCUAUUCGGGCUUCACUAGUAAAAAGUGGAAUUGACGUCUUUGAUGCUGACACUAGGAGAUGGGUGAGGAGGGUUAGUUAUUACAAAAAAUCAUUGAAGCUAAAACUGGGUACUCAAGCUGUUCGAAAUGUUAUGGAUGCGAAUGCAUUUUUUGGAGGUUUUGCUGCUGCAAUAUCAUCUGAUCCUGUGUGGGUUAUGAAUGUUGUUCCUGCUGGCAAGCCCUCGACUUUAGGUGUUAUUUAUGACAGAGGCCUUAUUGGGUUAUACCAUGAUUGGUGUGAACCAUUCUCAACUUAUCCUCGGACCUAUGAUUUUAUACAUAUAUCAGCAAUUGAGUCCCUUGUGAAAGAUCAGCAUUCUGGCAGGAGCAGGUGUCACCUUGUGGACCUGAUGGUGGAAAUUGAUAGAAUUUUGCGCCCAGAAGGAACAGUAGUCAUUCGAGACUCACCAGAAGCAAUUGAAAAAGUAGAUCGUAUUGCUCACGGUGUCAGAUGGACAACUGUGAUACAUGACAAGGAACCUGAAUCACAUGCAAGAGAGAGAAUUUUGGUAGCAACAAAGAAACUGUGGACAUUACCCUCAACAUCCCACUGAUACAGACCUUUUGUGUUUUGUAAUUUAGGUAUAUCUCCUUCCAAAUCCCUGUUGUCCGGUUCUUGCUAAAGGCCAUUAAUUGCAAAUGUAUCAAUUGAUGCAUUUAUUUUUCUUGUUUCAAUAUAUUAUUUAUAUGUAGUGGUAGUUCUUCAAAGAACAAUAGAAAAUGUAUAAAGGUGGAAAAAGAUGUGCAUGUUUCUGUUCAAACUCGGGCACGAUUUGUUGAUUUUAAGUUACAUAUGUCA
Daucus carota subsp. sativus is the source of this 2200-nucleotide messenger RNA. Its product is annotated as probable pectin methyltransferase QUA3. Bases 165 to 1955 code for a protein of 596 amino acids. The record is from RefSeq and is a predicted model, not a curated record. NCBI's taxonomy places the organism in Eukaryota, Viridiplantae, Streptophyta, Magnoliopsida, Apiales, Apiaceae. Gene Ontology annotation, molecular function: S-adenosylmethionine-dependent methyltransferase activity. Gene Ontology annotation, cellular component: endosome; cytoplasm; trans-Golgi network. The transcript has 7 exons.